Messenger RNA from Colletotrichum chrysophilum, 3534 nucleotides. RefSeq lists its product as uncharacterized. Gene Ontology annotation, molecular function: copper ion binding; ATP binding; ATP hydrolysis activity. Gene Ontology annotation, cellular component: membrane. Gene Ontology annotation, biological process: monoatomic cation transport; copper ion homeostasis. The transcript has a single exon. The record is from RefSeq and is a predicted model, not a curated record. The coding region runs from base 1 to 3534 and encodes 1177 amino acids. Lineage: Eukaryota; Fungi; Ascomycota; Sordariomycetes; Glomerellales; Glomerellaceae.
AUGGCAAGGCGUUCGGCGGCUGUCCAGGAGACAACUUUCCUCGUGCCAAACAUCCACUGUCCAACAUGCACCGGUUUUAUCGAGCCGCUGCUUCGGGAGCUCACCCCUUCGCCUAAGUCCAUCAUUACCUCGAUCAUCAAUCACAGUGUCACCGUUGAACACGACAAAGCUCUGUCCCCGAAGAAAGUCUCCCGAGUCCUGGCAGACGCUGGGUAUGACGUUGACAGCAUCAUCAUCGGGCCCCAAGUUCAGGAGCCCGGGUCAGGCCGUGUGGCUCAGCCUCCCAAUGCUAAUGCUGUCGUCUCCGUCUCCCUACUGCGUCGUCUUUACGAAGCACUCGAUUGCGUAGGCAGACAAAUCAACGAAGAGGAAAAGCAAAGGCGACAUGCUGAGCAUUGCAUGCAAUGCCGAGAGGAGAAACUCGAAGGUGACGGACAAGCCAUCUCUGGAGUGGCCAUUGGGAACGACCAAUCUUUGAAGCUGCACCGAGCCAUCAUAUCGAUCGAUGGAAUGACUUGCAGCUCCUGUGUCGGCAAUGUCACAAAUGCGCUCGAAGCACAGACAUGGGUCCAGUCCGUCAAUGUUGGUCUCAUCACACGCGCGGCUACCAUCGAGUUCUUCGACGAGAACAACACGAAUGAGUUAGUCAACACCAUCGAGUCUCUCGGAUACGAUCCUACACUUGAACGGGUAGAAGAGGUCGCUGGGAGCUCUACGGAUAAUCUCUGGCAAGCUUCGCUUUCCAUCAUGGGUAUGACUUGCAGCUCUUGUGUUGGAACGGUGACCGGCGCCCUAGAGAAGCUGCCCUAUACAGAGUCUGUCAAUGUCAAUCUCGUCACGAGCAGCGGAGUGGUGAACUUCCACGAUAAGAGCCACCUGAACAACAUCGUCUCUACAAUUGAGGAUCUUGGAUACGAAGCCACUCUAAACAAUCUCAUAGAGGUCAACAGCGAUCGGUUGAAAGAUUCCCACAGAGUACUCUCUAUCAAAGUCACCGGCAUGUACUGUGCACACUGCCCAGGACGAGUCUUGGCCGCAUUCUCCCCUUUCGGAGACAGGCUGUCGGUGCAAGACCAUGGAACACUCGAAAAUCCCAUAUUCACAGUCACAUACGUACCUCAGGUUCCAGACUUCACCGUCAGGGCUAUUCUCGAAUCCAUCAUGGCGACUGACGACGCCUUCGUACCCACGGUCUACCAUCCACCUACCAUGGAGGAGAGGUCUCAGCAAAUGAUGCGUCGCACACGACUAGGUCUGAUGCACCGCGUUUUGCUUUGCUUCGUUGCCGCCAUUCCAACGCUGAUCAUCGGCAUUGUCUACAUGAAUCUCGUGUCACCAGAGAAUCACGAGAGACACUAUCUCAUGCAGCCGCUCAGUGGUGUAUCACGAGCCGAGUGGUCUCUUUUGAUAAUGGCGACACCUGUUUACGUUUUUGCCGCGGAUAUCUUUCAUCGACGGGCGAUUAAAGAACUAUACUCGCUCUGGCGACCUGGCAGCCCUGUUCCAAUUUUGCGCCGCCUUUACCGGUUUGGUAGCAUGGACAUGCUUGUUAGCUUCGCCACAACCAUCGCCUACUUCAGCUCGAUCGCAGAGAUUAUCAUUGCGGCGACUAACAAUCAUCAUGUGGAGAUGCAAUCCAGACCUUCCCACAUGGAUGCCGUCGUUUUCCUGGCUCUUUUUCUAUUGGUGGGCCGUAUGAUCGAGGCAUAUAGCAAGGCAAAGACUGGUGAAGCCGUGUCAAAGUUAGGAAGCUUGAGGCCCAAGGAGGCGCUGCUCCUCGUCAACGAACAGAAUGGGAACAGCCAGGUGAAGACCAUCGGCGUGGACCUGCUUGACUGCGGCGAUCGGGUGAGAGUUGUACACGGUGGCUCGCCACCAUGGGACGGUGUCCUCAUCGAUGGCUCCAACGCCGAAUUUGUCGAGUCCAGCCUAACGGGCGAGUCAAAACCUGUGGAGAAGCAGCUGGGCGAUCCCAUUUACUCUGGCACCGUCAACAACGGUGGCCCGAUCACCAUGCAGAUUACCGGCGCUUCUGGGGAUUCCCUCCUCGAUCAGAUCAUCAAAGUCGUGCGGGAGGGACAGGCUCGACGCGCUCCGAUUGAGCGUGUGGCUGACUCCAUCACUGGCUACUUCGUUCCAGUUGUCACACUCAUCGCCAUUACAACCUGGGUAACCUGGCUGGGUCUUGGACUUUCGGGCCGUCUACCACAAGAUUAUGAAGACGUCGCGGUUGGAGGCUGGCCAUUCUGGUCUCUUCAAUUCGCCAUCGCCGUGUUUGUCGUAGCUUGUCCAUGCGGCAUUGGUCUUGCUGCUCCGACUGCACUUUUUGUUGGUGGCGGACUCGCGGCAAAACAUGGUAUUCUAGCUAAGGGUGGAGGUGAAGCCUUUCAGGAGGCCAGCAACCUGGAUAUUAUCGUUUUCGACAAGACUGGCACCUUGACUGAGGGUGGAGAACCCACGCUCACUGACCACCGUAUCCUCGCUAUCGACGACGCCCAAAAGGGUGCUUGGGAUGAGAACAUCAUCCUCGGCUGCCUGGCGGAACUCGAGAGCAACAGCAGCCAUCCAAUCGCCAAAGCUAUCACCACUUUCUGCGGGUCUCAAUGCCAGAAUAGCUUCAAGUCCACAAGCAUCACAGAGGUGCCUGGAAAGGGCAUCAAAGGCACCUUCACAAGCGCUUCUUUCUCGGCUUCGUUCGAGAUCAUUGUUGGAAAUGAAGCCCUGAUGGCUGAUCACGGAGCCAGUUUUGAUGAGCAAACGUUGGAGGAACUAGACAGUUGGAAGAGUCAAGCCAAGUCCGUGGUUCUGGCUGCUGGCAAAUUAGUCUCGUCCGACGACAGUGUUGGAUGGAAUCCUCUAGCCAUUUUCGCUGUUUCGGAUGCUAUUCGCCCAGAGGUGAAGCCCGUUUUGGAUGCUCUACGAGAGCAGGGUAUUGACGUAUGGAUGCUGUCUGGAGACAACGCCAAGACCGCAAGAGCUGUUGGUGCUAUGGUCGGCAUCCCGGAGGACCGCAUCAUCGCCGGCGUGCUUCCUGAGCAGAAGGCCGAGAAGAUUGAGUACCUGCAGAAGAGCCAGAUCAAGAUUGAAUCCUUUCUGGGCAUUGGGAACUCCAGGUACCGGCGGCCGACCGUGGCCAUGGUUGGAGAUGGCAUCAAUGACUCUCCUGCAUUGACUGUCGCAGACGUUGGCAUUGCCAUUGGCUCAGGUUCCGACGUCGCCAUCUCUGCUGCCGAUUUUGUUCUCAUCAACUCAAGCCUCACGACGCUUCUCACACUCACGAGUCUCAGUCGAGCGGUGUUCAGACGCGUCAAGUUCAACUUUGCAUGGGCUUUGGUCUACAAUCUCGUUGCUCUGCCUAUCGCCGCAGGUGUCCUGUACCCGAUCAAGACGAACGGAAGUCACACGAGGUUAGAUCCGGUUUGGGCGGCACUUGCAAUGGCUUUGAGUAGCCUCAGCGUCAUCACAAGCAGUCUGCUGUUGCGUCUUCCGCUACCGGUAGUUGGGUACAAGACCAAGACCAUUGGGAACUUGUAG